Molecule: messenger RNA, 2061 nt
Organism: Euleptes europaea (tarantolino)
Lineage: Eukaryota; Metazoa; Chordata; Lepidosauria; Squamata; Sphaerodactylidae
Gene: LEO1
Product: LEO1 homolog, Paf1/RNA polymerase II complex component
Exons: 12
Coding region: 3-2048 (681 amino acids)
Biological process (GO): transcription elongation by RNA polymerase II; positive regulation of transcription elongation by RNA polymerase II
Cellular component (GO): nucleus; Cdc73/Paf1 complex
Molecular function (GO): RNA polymerase II C-terminal domain phosphoserine binding
Source: RefSeq, a predicted model, not a curated record
CCAUGGCAGACAUGGAGGAGCUGUUCGGGAGCGACGCCGACACCGAGCCGGAGCAGAAAGAUUCUGAUUCUGGGUCCGAUUCAGACUCUGAUCAGGAAAACGCAGGCUCUGCUAGCAACGUUUCUGGCAGCGAGAGCGACAGAGAUGGCGACAGAGAGACUGUGCAGCCCAGUAACAAAGAACUGUUUGGCGACGACAGCGAAGACGAUGCCGCUUCUCACCACAGCGGGAGCGAUAAUCGGUCCGAAAGGUCCUACGAUCACUCUGAGGGCUCAGGGCAUUCUGACCACAACGAUAACGACCUGUCAGAUAUUGAACAGCAUAGCGGCUCGGAAGCUGCUCGAGACGAAGACGAGGAUGAGGAUCGCAGGUCAGAUGAAGCCAGCCGUCACUCUGAAGCCGAAGGAUCCGAAAAAGCCCACUCGGACGACGAGAAGUGGGGGAGAGAAGACAAAAGCGACCAGUCGGAUGAUGACGAGAAGCUCCAGAACUCGGACGACGAGGAAAGGCCGCAGAAUUCCGACGAGGAAGAGAAGCUGCAGAACUCAGACGACGAGGAGCACCCUCAGGUCUCCGGCAAGGACAGGCUGCAGAACUCGGACGACGAGAAAAUGCACAACUCGGAUGAGGAAGAGCUGCCGCAGGUUUCGGACGAGGAGAAGCUGCAGCAUUCCGACAACGAGGAGAGGCCGCGGAAUUCCGACGAAGAAAACAUGCAGAACUCGGAAGACGACGACGAGAGACCGCAGCAUUCCGACGAGGAGAAGAUGCAGCAUUCGGAUGAUGAAAGGCCCCCGCGUUCCGAUGACGAAGAGCACAGGCUCUCCGAUGACGAAGAGGAGCAGGAGCGUAAAUCUGAGUCAGCCAGAGGCAGCGACAGUGAAGAGGAAAUCACGCAUGUGAAGCGCAAAAAGCACAUUGCAUCAGACUCCGAGAUGGACAGCGAUGCAGAAGGGCAAAAAGACAAUAGGGAUGCGAUGGAUCUGUUUGGAGGUGCAGAUGAUAUUUCUUCGGGGAGCGACGGAGAAGACAAGCCCCCGACUCCAGGGCAGCCUAUCGAUGAGAAUGGCCUGAACGAGGACCACCAGGAGGAGGAGCCCAUUCCGGAGACCAGAAUCGAAGUGGAAAUCCCGAAAGUGAACACUGACUUAGGAAACGACUUGUACUUCGUGAAGCUUCCCAACUUUCUCAGUGUGGAACCCAGACCAUUUGAUCCUCAGUAUUACGAGGAUGAAUUUGAAGACGAGGAGAUGCUGGAUGAAGAAGGUAGAACGAGGUUGAAGCUGAAGGUGGAAAACACGAUACGUUGGCGAACACGCCGAGACGACGAAGGAAGCGAGGUCCGAGAGAGCAAUGCGCGGAUCGUCAAAUGGUCCGACGGGAGCAUGUCGCUCCAUCUGGGGAACGAAGUCUUCGACGUCUAUAAAGCACCCCUGCAGGGAGAUCAUAACCAUCUCUUCAUCAGGCAAGGGACGGGUCUUCAGGGGCAGGCUGUGUUCAAGACAAAGUUAACCUUCAGGCCUCAUUCGACAGACAGUGCCACCCACAGGAAGAUGACCCUGUCCCUUGCGGACAGGUGCUCAAAGACGCAGAAAAUCCGCAUUUUGCCCAUGGCUGGCCGCGACCCAGAGUCCCAGCGCACGGAAAUGAUUAAGAAAGAGGAGGAGCGGCUGCGCGCAUCCAUCCGCCGAGAGUCCCAGCAGAGGCGGAUGCGGGAGAAGCAGCACCAGCGGGGGCUGAGCGCCAGCUACCUGGAGCCCGAUCGCUACGACGAGGAAGACGAAGGCGAAGAGGCCAUCAGCUUGGCAGCGAUUAAGAACCGGUACAAAGGUGGGAUCAGAGAGGAGCGCGCUCGGAUUUAUUCUUCAGACAGCGAUGAGGGGUCAGAUGAAGAUAAAGCGCAGAGGUUGCUGAAGGCAAAGAAACUCAGCAGUGACGAGGAAGGUGAGCCCUCCGGCAAACGAAAAGCGGAAGACGAUGAUAAGGCCAGCAAGAAGCAUAAGAAGUACGUGAUCAGCGACGAGGAAGACGAAGAUGAAGAAGCAUAGCACGCGCAGCCAA